Molecule: messenger RNA, 4215 nt
Organism: Mugil cephalus (flathead mullet)
Lineage: Eukaryota; Metazoa; Chordata; Actinopteri; Mugiliformes; Mugilidae
Gene: atoh1a
Product: atonal bHLH transcription factor 1a
Exons: 2
Coding region: 2265-3335 (356 amino acids)
Molecular function (GO): protein dimerization activity
Source: RefSeq, a predicted model, not a curated record
UAGUAAACAGACUUUAGGAGUAGACUACUUCAUCAAAUCGACACCGUGUCUGGAUUUGACGAGUUGAGGAAAACUUUUACAAUCCCUGUCGCGCGCCCCUCACUCCAGGCUCGUGCCCGUCGCGCCCCGGUCUCCCGGGAGAUGGGAAUGAGAAGGAGCAGCACGCAGACUCCUCACGCGCAUUGGAAUGGGAGCCCGCCCCUCUCUCUCGAGGAGCGCCCCCACAGGCGUGACCAAUGGAACAUAGAGUCUCUAUUGUGGCCGCGACACUUUAAUAAUCGCCAGCUACAAUAUCCAACCUGUCGGUAGCUUCAGGAGCCCAGCCCCGGCCCGUUGGAUGGGGCCUUGUAGGUGGGAAGAGGGGGCGAACGCUCGGCGCCAGACCUCUAGCCCGCAAGACGUCCUCAUGAUGAAUACAUGAAUAAAAAAUAGAAAGGGCUGAUGUCAGGUUAUCUAUGCAGUGAUGGUGUUGCACUUUUUCCCACAAUUCCGAGUCUUCACGGAAUUUGGUCAAAAACUAAGUUUUUAAUUUACAAUAGACUGCAUAUAUAUCAGAACUGUUAUGUUGAACUUUGGGGUUCAUGUCUUGUAGGCUAUUUAGUUUUUCAAUUGAUGUUAUUUGGGCUAAUACCCACAAAAGGGCUGGGACUUCAGAGUUGUGGCUACCUCCCAUUUCUCUCCCUCUAUCUGUCCGACCCCACCCCCAUCAUUGUGCCUUAUAUAUUAGACUACUGUAUUCAACUUAUAACCGAGGCUCCUUCUAAUCCUAAAUCGACCGUAACAAUUAGCCUUAAUAGCCAAUUUCCACCUAGUAAUUAGGCCAUUGUCCAUUUGCCAGGUUAGGGCUAAAGUUUGCAUCUCAGUAAGCACGGUUGCUUUGAUCAACAGACUGCAGGUGGUUCACCAUAUAACCAAAGCCUGUCAAAAAGAAAAGGUGUGUGGUUUGUGGCUCGUCUCCUCUCACUAAUCGGCCUGACGGGAAAUAAACUUUGCAAGUGGUAGAAACGUUUAAAAAUAAAAAAACAGUAUAGUUAGCUCAACUGUAGUAUACAUAUCGUUAGCCUAAUAAAUUAAUUGCCUAAGUCAUAUUUGAACGUUUUGUGAAAAAUAUUUUUAGCAGCACUUUGUAUUUUUAUUGAUGCUGUAACAGUAGCCAAAGUAAAAUAAAUAAUAAUAAUAAAAGAAAUUAUGCUGUUAGGCGUACGAUAUGUAUGCAUGUGUGUGAGUUUAGACUUUCUCCACCGCUUCAACUCUUAGCAGCAUCGCGCACCACUUACAGCUCGUGUCUGUACGGAAACAGUGCUGAGCGCGAGACCCCUGCUCAUGUUUCCAAUCCCUGUGAAGCCCUUUUUACCGACAGGGCGUUCCGAGACCUGGAUCAAAAGGGUUUAGACCCGCUACAAAAGAGAAAUGGAUACUGGAUGAUCUUAGAAUGAAUGAAUGAAUGAAUUGACGAUGAGCGCGCGAGCCCCAGGAACCACAAACUUUCUUGGAAUCUUUUAUUUUUAUUCACAGCUGUUUUAUUCGUUAUUUACUUAACCCAGAGAUAUUUCUUCGUAAACUUUGUGGAACUUUGUUCAUUUAUGUAACGACUUAAAUUCUGAGGAAAUAAAUACGGCGUUACACGAUGUGGUGUCUCUCCAUCGUGGCUACGUUAGACUGGUGCACUUUCACCUGUGUUGACUUGAAUUAUUCUGGUUUUACUACAACCAAUGAGUUCCAAACGGAGAAUCGUUUGCAGUUACGACUUGGACUAAAAUGAACCCGUCCAAAACUUUCUAGUUCCCUCUUUUCCUUCUCCCACCUCUGUGAUGUCUGAAAUGUGACACAUGCGCAUGGACAGGUAUUGUGUCCCAUAUACAUAUGCAUAUACGCACGUCUGCGCUGUCCACGCUCUGUCAUCACUUGCACGUGCGCCCUGUGGGAGGUUCCCCUUACCUGCCUCGCGUUAGACACCCCUCUAAUGGUAACGUUACCAUAAACCGUCCGGCUUCUGGUGGCCAUAAUAAACUCUCUCGGGCUUUAUCGAGACUUCUCAUUGGACGUCAACACGCGACCAGCGCGAGGAGGGGGGCUUCCAGGCGCGUGCCGCUUUUUAAACAGACGCCGCGCCUUGAGACACCAGAGAAGGAGUCCCGCACGCGACUCUCACAUUCACACAGUGCGCCAGCAUAACAGUGCGUGCCUCCAAGAACUUUUUUUCUAACACUGUUAGAAAAGUAUUUUUUUAUAUAUAUUAUUUUACUUUAUUUUAUUUUGGAAACAUGGAUGUCCUAUCUCUGGAAGACUGGAGCAAAGGCGCGCAGGAGUUGGCAGCACUCGAUUCGAGGCAGCAGAGUUUGGCGGAGAGGGUCGGGAAGCAGCAACUCGAGGAGUCCCGCUACGAAUCCGGACUGACGCUCGUGGACAGCGGCAGUGACCCACGCGCCUGGCUGGCUCCGUCUUCUGGCACCUGCGCGGCACACGCCACCACACCCGAGUACCUGCGCCACUCACCAUGCUCCAGCACAGGCUCUUACCAAGAGAGUGGCUCCCCGGGGUCCUCUGGUCAUCCCAGCCCUCCCAGCUACAGAAAAUCCGCCAAGAGCUCCUCCUCUUCUUCGCUCAAAGUCAGGGACCUGUGCCGCCUUAAAGGCGCGAUCACCGGGGCCGAAGAGGAGGCCCCCAUGAGACAGAGAGCCCCGUCCAGCAAACCUAUCAACGGGGUCCAGAAGCAGAGGCGAGUUGCCGCCAAUGCGCGUGAGAGGAGACGAAUGCACGGGCUCAACCACGCGUUCGACGAGCUGCGCAGCGUCAUCCCGGCGCUGGACAACGACAAGAAGCUCUCCAAAUAUGAAACUUUGCAGAUGGCGCAGAUUUACAUCAACGCUCUGGCAGAGCUGCUCCAAGGUCCGGGCACUUCCAACAACGGCAAUAACGACGCCUCCAACAAUAACAACAGUUCGCCAAAGUGUGACAUUAUGCAUUCUUCCUCCGCUGUCUUCGACGAGGCAAAGGACAUGGAUUCUCAGUCCACUACAACCUGCAGGACAGCGGCGGCUGUGCCCAUCUCAGGUGGCAGCUUACCUGUCCACAUCAGUGCGAUGCCGUUCCGUUCCUCCUUCGAGGAGAGUUCGUUUGCUGCCAGGGUUGAAGAAGCGAUGUGUUCGUCAUCUCCGUCCUCCGCUCCGUACGGAAGUGGAAGGAAAGGUUCUCCCCGGAGUGACGGAGAGUUUUCCCCACACUCUCACUUCAGUGACUCGGACGAAAUAACGAUGGAGCUCCACUCAAGUGAAGAAGAUGAUCUCUCAGAACUAAAGCUACCCACACACCAUCAUACCACUCUUUCUUUCUAAAUAAGUAUACGUAAAUAUAACAUAUGCUACAAUAAAAGGUUCUCUAUAACCUCCAACAAAAAAGCCUGAUGUCCGUAAAACGUGUCAAUCACACAUACAGCCUAUCUGUCGCAGACGUAAUGCAUUUUUAAGAAGAAGAAAAAGAUUUCUUUUGAGAAAAGUGACGUUACAUUUUUGACGGUAACUACUUUGUCAACCUGUUGCAUCGUCUAAAUAUUAUUUUUAUGUCAGAUAGGCCCAAUUCGGUUCUGCCAAUAAAUGUAUAUUUUCAGUUUCCAUGGAGACGUGGCUGGAAGACCCCUCUGCCAUGUCGCGUGCUGCACUGCCAUGGGUAUUUUCCACGUCACUCCAACCAAAAAAGCGUCUUCCACAAAAAUCAUAACUUUAUGCAUAAUUGCUUAUAUUUGAUAAUGAAUACAGACAUUUUUAUAACGACGAGUUUUGUUGUGAUUUCUGUUAAUUAAACUGCUAAGGCGUUUAUAUAAUGUAUUUUUCUUUUGCAACUUUAAAAGUUCAUGAUGUGCACUUUAAAAUAUACGAGCCAGAGGCUUCAUAAAUUUGUUUUUUUUUUCCAAAACGUAAACAAUAGUUUAGCUUUGUUUGCUAGUGUAGUGCUGCCAAGUCCAUGCAAAUAGCCUAUUUAAUGUAGCCAUCAUUGCUGCCUUCUUUUGUAUUUUCAUUUGUAAUUUCAGAUGAGCUUGUGUGUCUUUUUUCUUUCACUGGAUGAGAUUCAUUGAUGUAUGUAAUUGUAUUUAUUGCUGAUAUAUUUCAUUUGCUUUUUAUAACACCACUGGAUAGACAGAUAGUUGAAGUUGCUAAAAAACAAGCAAUAAUUUUGCCAUUUUUUGUUAUUAAUUUGAUUUUGGGAAUAAAAAAGCAA